UUGGAACCCUAGUAAGUAGGUCGCUAUCAAGGUCAUUAUAGAGUUGCCCAAAUUUCGUCCAGAAGCCAUAGUCUCACCGGUCUUGUACUUUGUAGUACAUGGGAUCGCAUAGUCCUUGAGAACUGGUUCUCCACGUGCUGCUGAACAGUUUUUUCACAAUUACAUCUCAGGCAAGCAUUGAUUUCCAACUAGUCAUAAACUAUGUGUAGACUGAUUUAGCUUUAUGUGAAAUAACGUGAAUAAAAUAUAUAUAUCGUUAACAUUUUACUGGCCCUACAUAACCCUUCUGAGCUUUCAAAUGGUUUGAAGAAUAUGGGUUUGGUAUGUUCUACCCAAUCUCUAUGAGACUAUCUGGAGCAUUGGAUUCAAGUAGGUAGUCCAUAUAUUACUCAAGACCUUGACACACUUGAUAUCUGGAGCUUUCAAGCUAAGUUAGUGAUGACUUUUUUCAAACUAUUCAACGACAAGCGGUUAACAUGCCUAAAUCUUUUUCCUGUACGGAAAAGCGGCACUUGCGAUUUGAAGUGAAGUUCAUGGAAGAGGAAUUUUCUACAACUAUCAAGGAAUAUCAGACCGUUUUAGAGUCAGUGGAUAAAAAGCUUACAUCAGUCAUUACUAACGAUCGAUUUCUUAAUGACCUUGUUCCGAAGUCGGAUCACGAAGUAGCUGAAUCCAUAAACCUGCCAAUAAAUAAAGAAGUGAUGAAUACCAUAGAAGUUCACUUUGGGCGAGCUAUGCGCCUAACGUUGUUGAGAGGAGAUGGUGUAAGACUACCUCUGGUAGUUCCUGUUGAUGCUCGUGUCUUGGAAUUGCGAUGGGCAGUACAAGAUGCAGUUACUUCAUACAUGAACCAUCUCUACAGUACACUAAAUUUACCGAAAGAUAAAGGUGAAGGGGGUUUCGCUGACUGUAUUUCACCCACCAAUAUUCCUCCAAAGUCGAUUAGCUGGCGUAAUUUGUGGAAAACAAAAUGUCUAGCUCUGGUGAACCCGAAUAGUUUGUGUCCACCAGAAGGUCUUCCAUCUAUCAGUGCUAGACUAGAUGUAUUAACUAAUAAGUUAUCAUAUCACCAAAUUCGUAAUGGUGCAAUGAUCACUUUUGCUCCUCGGCUUAAGCGAAAAUGAACGUCAAUAUGCUUUUGUUACGUCACUAAACUAUAUUUAAGUUUUCCUCCUUUGCGAUUUGAAUGUUUUUACCUACUAAAUAAAGCGCACGUAAUAUUUG
This is a messenger RNA of Schistosoma rodhaini, 1224 nucleotides long. The record is from the annotation of a GenBank genome assembly. Lineage: Eukaryota; Metazoa; Platyhelminthes; Trematoda; Strigeidida; Schistosomatidae.